AUGCACUGGGCCUUCCUGAGACGUUAUUCUGAAGACACGCGCGUUGAAUUCCCGGUACAUCGAGACACCAGUUCCUUCACCGUAAACGUUCUACUCUCCGAACCUGGUAGGGAUUUUCUUGGUGCAGACCUGUACGCUUUGCCCGAUUCUACUUGUGCUGAUCAUUAUGGCUAACGCUUCAUCUCUUGCCAUUGCCUACAUGAUCGUAAAAACAAUUACUUAAAACUUCUUUACAGUUCAUUUGCGUCCGCGUCCACGUAGAUCUCAUAUUUGAUUCCCAGAUGAGGGAACAGGAGUCUAAACCUUCAUUUCAUCCCACCUCUAAUAUCAAAUAACUGUGGCUGAAUUUCGCAAGCGUUUUGGAGCGGAAACGCUGAGACGAACGGGUGCCAUUGUGAGACAGGAACCUGGUGCCUGCGUAAUCCAUCCCGGACGCAGACUGCAUGGCGUUUUACCCAUAGAGAAAGGACAGCGCAUCACACUCAUAUUGAUGUAUUUGGAUAACGUGUAGGAGUACGUGAACAUUCAUAGAAGUGAUGCAAAUUCUUGUACAGAUUCAGGUCAACAUUUAUGAGAAGCAGUCGCGUAAACACGACAUGAAGAUGUUGAUGUAUAGAUGAAUUUUGGCUAGUUCUUGUAGGUUGGGUUACCGGAACUAUGGCGCUCCUGUUGCACAUGACGAUGUUGAGCUACAGCACAAGGACAUGUAAAAAACAUCAUUUGGUAGACGUCAACGUAAAGAUUGUACUGUACAGACU
Messenger RNA from Amoebophrya sp. A25, 758 nucleotides. NCBI's taxonomy places the organism in Eukaryota, Dinophyceae, Syndiniales, Amoebophryaceae. The record is from the annotation of a GenBank genome assembly.